GGGGGGGGGGGGGCUCGUUACCGUCGCUCGGUCCUGACAGAAGGCGGGUGGGUGGUGAGGAAAGUGAGGGGCUUCCACCUCGCCGUGGGGCUGCCGGGCCGCGCACCCUCCCGGCCGGGGGAGCCCGAGGGGGAGAGAGAGGAGAGGAGGAUCAAGGGCAGCGGCGGCUGCCGGCACUUGCUGGGGUGGGCAGGUAACUAGAUAGCGGGAGUCGCGGCUGAGGCGGAGGGGGGGGAGAGGGAAUCCGCUCCCCCGAAACCCCGGAGGCAAAGGUACCCCUGACUGGAAGGGCUUUGAGGGGAAGAGGAAACUGAACGUAGCCCAGUUUUUUGUAGUUUUGUUAAAAUAAUCAAGUACCGAAGGCAAAUCUUAGGCAGAAAGGAUAGAGAGAUGGAGCCUACUGUGUUGGAUGCCGGCUUGAAUUUUUUAUUUACUUUUCCGUUUUAACCACUGCUAAAUGUGGAUUUUGUGAGAGAACCCGAUGGCGGUUGUUCCAUUGUUCCUUGUUUGAACGUAAACCUUAGUUCUGCUGCUCGUGGAGUUUUUUUUUGUUUGUUUAUUUAUUUUUUAAAAGGACCUUCCCAGGUAGCUUUUACAUCUGACAAAAUGAAGCCUUUGUAUUUUUCGAUCAAUUAUACCUAAUAUAGACCUUCAGUUUGGUACAAGAGACUUAAAGUGCUGCCUCACUCAGAGGACCAUUAAAGACUUUCUCUUUCGCUACAUGUAGCUGAAUGUGUUACGACACAUCCUUUCUCCCCCCCCCAAAUCUUCCUAAAGAUUUUUCCAAAAUGAAGAAAUUUAAUUUUCGCAAAGUUUUGGAUGGUUUAACUGCCUCAUCCCCUGGUGGAAGCAGUGGUGGUGGCAGUGGUGGUGGAAGUGGGGCUGGUGGUGGCUCCGUGCACACAGGAGGGACUGCAGGAGCUGCAGGGACACCCAGAGAUGAGAUCCAGGAGACGCUCACUUCAGAUUAUUUUCAAAUUUGUAAGACGGUUCGCCAUGGUUUUCCUUAUCUACCCACUGCCUUAGCUUUUGACCCAGUUCAGAAAAUUCUGGCAAUUGGAACAAGAACAGGAGCCAUACGAAUAUUGGGCAGGCCUGGUGUUGAUUGCUACUGCCAACAUGAAAGUGGUGCUGCAGUUCUGCAGCUCCAGUUCUUAAUCAAUGAGGGUGCUUUGGUCAGUGCAAGUGCAGAUGAUGCACUUCAUUUGUGGAAUCUCCGACAGAAACGACCAGCUAUCCUACAUUCUCUGAAAUUUAACAGAGAAAGGAUUACUUACUGCCAUCUACCUUUCCAGAGUAAAUGGCUUUAUGUUGGAACGGAGAGGGGAAAUACACACAUUGUAAAUAUUGAGUCCUUCAUUCUUUCUGGAUAUGUUAUCAUGUGGAACAAGGCAAUAGAACUAUCCACAAAGACUCACCCUGGGCCAGUUGUACAUUUAAGUGACAGCCCAAGAGAUGAGGGAAAACUAUUGAUAGGCUAUGAAAAUGGGACUGUUGUAUUCUGGGACUUACGAUCUAAAAGAGCUGAUCUGAGAGCUUAUUAUGAUGAGGCUAUUCAUUCUGUUGCUUGGCAUCAUGAAGGAAAACAGUUCAUGUGCAGUCACUCUGAUGGCAGCUUGACCCUAUGGAAUCUGAAGAGUCCUAACAGACCAUUCCAGACCACAAUUCCACAUGGAAAAAUGCAAAGAGAUGGAAAAAAACCUGAAUCUUGUAAACCAAUUCUUAAAGUAGAGUACAAGACCUGUAAAAACAGUGAACCAUUUGUAAUAUUUUCUGGUGGAUUGUCAUAUGAUAAGGCUUGUCGAAGACCAAGUUUAACCAUCAUGCAUGGGAAAGCAAUUACAGUUCUUGAAAUGGAUCACCCUAUAGUUGAUUUUUUGACUCUUUGUGAAACCCCAUAUCCAAAUGAAUUUCAAGAACCGUAUGCUGUAGUUGUGCUUUUGGAAAAAGAUCUCAUUGUUGUUGACCUGACACAAAGCAAUUUUCCAAUCUUUGAAAAUCCAUAUCCUAUUGACAUUCAUGAGUCACCUGUUACCUGCACAGAAUAUUUUGCGGACUGUCCUCCAGAUUUGAUUCCUGUACUCUAUUCUGUGGGAGCAAAACAUAAAAAGCAAGGAUACAGCAAUAAGGAGUGGCCUAUCAGUGGUGGAGCAUGGAACCUUGGAGCUCAGACUUAUCCCGAAAUCAUUAUUACAGGCCAUGCAGAUGGAUCAGUAAAGUUUUGGGAUGCUUCUGCCAUUACUCUACAGAUGUUGUACAAAUUAAAAACAUCAAAGGUCUUUGAAAAACAGAAACAGGGAGAAGGAAAAGCAACAGCUGAGAUUGUGGAAGAAGAUCCUUUUGCUGUUCAGAUGAUAUACUGGUGUCCUGAAAGCCGAAUUUUCUGUGUGGCGGGAGUUUCUGCAUAUGUGGUGGUUUACAGGUUCAGCAAACAUGAAGUAAAUACUGAAAUUGCAUCAUUAGAGGUACGACUUCAGUAUGAAGUAGAAGAUAUCAUUACUCCUGAACCGGAAAUAAUUCCUCCAUUUCCAGAUGCCUCCUCCCAGCUUCCUUCUUUAAAGAGCCUUUCAGGCAGUACCAACACUGUAGCAUGUGAAGGAACGAUGAAGGAUAGUAUCCCAUGUCUUAGUGUUAAGACUCGGCCCCUGCGAAUGCCUCCUGGAUACCAAGCAGAUCUUGUUAUUCAGUUGGUGUGGGUGGAUGGUGAGCCUCCACAACAGAUUACCAGUCUUGCUGUAAACUCUGCUUAUGGACUAGUGGCAUUUGGAAAUUGCAAUGGUUUGGCCGUUGUGGAUUUUAUGCAGAAGACCGUACUGCUGAGCAUGGGAACCCUUGACCUAUACGGAUCAAGUGAUCCAUACCAGCGUCAACCCCGUUCACCUCGCAAAAGCAAGCAGUUUGCUGCAGACAACUUUUGCAUGCGUGGCCUGUCUAACUUUUAUCCAGAUUUAACGAAACGGAUCCGUACUUCCUAUCAGAGCCUGACUGAACUCAGUGACAGUCCAGUUUCCCUGGAGCUAGAGCGUUGCAAGUCUCCCACUUCAGAUCACGUGAAUGGUCACUGUACAAGUCCAACGUCCCAGAGCUGCAGUUCAGGAAAACGACUUUCCAGCGCAGACGUCUCAAAAGCAAACCGCCGAGGGCCUGGGAGGCCCCCCUUCAGAAAAGCGCAGUCUGCAGCCUGCAUGGAGAUUUCUCUCCCAGUCACCACAGAAGGUUACAUUUCCAGACGGGCAAUGCUUCAGCAAUUACAUGGAAUCAGUACAUUCUCACACGACGAGCGUCACUAUACUGCUCACACAUGGAUGAACAAAGAAAAUAGGGAAAACUCCUUCAGCCGUUCCCGAAGCUCCAGCGUGUCCAGUAUCGACAGGGACUCAAAGGAAGCAAUUACUGCUUUAUACUUCAUGGAGUCCUUUGCCCGAAAGAAUGACUCUGCUGUCUCCCCCUGUCUCUGGGUUGGAACGGGCCUCGGUAUGGUCUUAAUCCUCUCCCUUAAUCUGCCUGCUAGUGACGAUUUACGGCAGUCAGAGCCAGUCAUGGUGUCGCCAAGUGGCACAGUUCUGACACUGAAAGGAGCCGUGCUGACCUUCGCGUGCUUGGACUGCAUGGGGACGUUGACACAUCCACCGUAUGAAGUAUGGAGGGACCCACACAGUGCUGAUGACAGUGAAAAAACAAGAAAAAGGAAACUUGUCAUGCAUUCCCCUUCCUCCUCCCAGGAUAUGGGUGAUCAUCAAUUUGCAGUCAUUUGUUCAGAAAAACAAGCCAAAGUCUUCUCAUUGCCUUCCCAAACAUGUCUUUAUGUCCACAACAUCACCGAAACGUCCUUUUUAUUGCGAGCAGAUGUGGUCACCCUCUGUAACAGCGUCUGUCUGGCGUGCUUUUGUGCCAAUGGGCACAUCAUGACACUGAGCUUGCCCAGCCUUCGCCCGCUGCUGGACAUCAACUAUUUGCCUGUAACAGACAUGAGGAUAGCGCGGACCUUUUGUUUCACUAACGAAGGGCAAGCUUUGUAUCUCAGCUCUCCCACAGAGAUCCAGCGCCUGACGUACAGCCAGGAGAUGUGUGACAAUCUGCAGGACAUGCUUGGGGAUUUGUUUACUCCUGUGGAAACACCAGAAGCCCAAAACAGAGGCUUUCUCAAAGGACUUUUUGGAGGAAGUGGACAAGCUUUUGACAGAGAGGAGCUCUUUGGCGAGGCCACGGCAGGAAAAGCGUCUCGCAGUCUUGCCCAGCACAUCCCUGGAUCAGGCGGAAUUGAAGGUGUGAGAGGAGCCGCAGGAGGAGUCAUUGGGGACUUGACUCGUGCACGCAUUGCCCUUGAUGAGAGAGGACAGAAACUGGGAGAGCUGGAUGAAAGGACUGCGAGCAUGAUGGCCAGCGCAGAGGCGUUUUCCAAACAUGCACACGAGGUGAUGCUGAAAUACAAGGACAAAAAGUGGUACCAGUUUUAGAUUUUCAAAGCAGCUGCUUGUGGCUUUAAGAAAACUGUUCAGGGAAGCAACAUUCAUUCCUAAAUCUACCAGUCACUGGCCAGAGACAGUUUUUUCUCCUAGAAGAUGUUUUCCUGUUACUAUUAUUGGAUUCAUCACAGUGGGAGUGAAGGAGAAAUUUUACAGACCGUGACAUGGAAGCUAAGAAUCAUGUGGGUCUUACUCCAACAGCUGGCUCAUGCGAUAGCCAAUUUUUUUCCAAAAGGAACUCAACCAUCACUGUGGCAUGUAGUUUUGCAGAAGCUGUAGGUAUGAACUGUGGGGAGUGCGUCUGGUUAAAAACUAUUCUGUACAAACUCGAAUGUUAAUGCACUUACAAAACUUUGCAUGACUAAUUGACAUCUUAAAAAAAAAAAAAAAAAAAAAAAAAAAAACUGAAAGCAUGUUGUGACCGAAGAAAAAUGGGAUUUAUUUCUAUUCUGAGCAAAAAAAAAAAAAAAAAAAACUUAAAUGGCAAAAAUCUUUAUUUUUUAAAAGUGACAUUACAAAAAGCCAGUACAUUUCAAGCAUGUUUGCUACCAUUCUCAACAUAAAAAUGAGUUGAGCUGCAUUUUCUUAUCUGUUAUUUAUUUCCCUUGAAAAACCUUGCUUGAAAUCAGUGCUGUUUAACUCCUACCAAAAGAAUAAGUAACUUCAAAAUCCUAUGCCCAAAAUUUACAGAUUUUUUCAAGCAGCUAGACAGGCACUAUCUGAAAUGAAAACACGAGCAUAGAUGGUUUAUUUGCAAUUCAGAGCACAUGACAUGUCAUCCUUAUCUGUACUUUUUAAAAUGUGCUCUAGAUUUAUCUCGGUUGUCCUUGAAGGGGGGCUGUGGCAUUUUUCAUCCCUGUGGUGUCUGUAUCACUUGGUUGCCUUAUUUCUCAGCAGCAGGAAUAGAAAACGAGCUUAGGAAAUCGCUUCUUCAAGUUAGGAAAGGCAAGAUGGGAAACUGCAGGAUUACAAGUUGGAGAGUCUGUCAAGUUCUGCUCACAGAAGCUGCUUAGGAGCUUGCUUGCAGAGCAGUGAUUUUUUUUUGUGGUUUUUAAGUGGUCAGUUGAGAUUAUGCUAAGGAAACUGCACAGUAACCCCCCGCAAAGCUGGGGCGGGGAGAGAGAUCACAGCAGCACAACUAAACAGUGGGCAUGGGGAGGAGCAUGAAAAACAACUGUCAACAUACAGCCCUGAAUUGGCACAUAUAUAAAGUGACACCCUGGGUGCAUGGCAAUUGGCUUCCUGCUCACACUGCUAAAAGUCAUUUCCUUCUGCUUCAAAGCAGCUUGUUUGGUUUCUACAGUGAACUCUGCAGAAAACUCUCCAACCUGCAGCUACAGAAGAGAACAGUAAGUAGAACCUGUUACCUGUCUACACAAAGAGAUUCCUAGUCCAUGAGUGUGCUGCAGUAGCCUACAAGAGCCUGACUGCCACACAGGUCAACCAUUAAGUUAGAAAUUUUUCCAAGAUUGGCUUGGAAACAAGGCACUGAAGGCUUGUCUUCAUGUGCCUGGACAUCGUUUCAAAUUAGAAAAGGGAAGUGAGGAAAAGGUGGAAAAGCAGCAUUGAAAAAUUUUCUAUACGAGAAGAGUGACAUCCUCUGUCCCUUCAAGGAGUCCUGACAGACAGUGAUGCAGACGGGCACCAUCCCUCUCCUAACUGGGCCUUAACUUCACUGGUGUUUAAGUCAUCCCAGUGUUCAGAUGAUCUCUCUCAAAGAUGCCUUUCCCAUACCCUUCCUUUUCUUACAAUAAAAUGGAGCCCAGGAAAUUGUACAGUCCAGAAGUCCAGCUUCACUAUCAGCCCAGCUGCACAAGUUAAAGGGUCGGAACAGGUUUAGGUGUUAAAUUUUAAAUUCACAUUGUAGCACAACAGGAAUUCUACACUUGUCUGUGGGUAACAUCAAAGUGAUGGCCCUGACAGGUCUAGCUCAACUGGGAGUGAGACUCUCUCUGUCACAGGAGAAGCUGCUCUAUAAUCGUGAGAACUGUAGGAACUUGUUGGGAAGAAGGUCAAAGCCCGAGCAAUGCCUAGGUUUCUGCUGAGAGUUAAGGAACUGGAGUUGUCCGUGAGCCGAGAGGAUGGCUCUGUGCGUGUGUGUGUUUGAGGAAACAGCAAACUCACCACUCUGAUGCCAGUAGGAACUGGGUUGGGGCACUCCUUCCAGUGGCCCGGUCACAGAACUAGCCGCUUGCAUGUGUGAGGAAGCAUCACUGUAACCAGGCAUCUAGGAUGAGAAAUAAAUGAGAAAAACAUUAUAGCAAUUCUAUCUUCUGUUUAAAUGUACAUUCACUCUACCUGUGCUCUGGCCUGUACUCCAAAACUACUAGUCUCCGGGCAACAAAAUCAUUUCAGGCAGCAGAGCACUCAAACUCUCCAACCAACUUUCUAGCCCUUAUUCUUCCUGCCUUCUCUGCUUUUUCAGAGAAGCUGAGCAGUUAACACUUCGUUAAUACCAAGGAAGAAAGCUUGGUAUUAGCUUGCGAAGCUGCCCCACCAGCCUUUGUACCCAGCUCUGCGCUUGCUUCUGCGCCGAGGUGUUGCAGCUGGAAAGGCCGUUACCAGUUCCAGCGUGGCACUCGGGCCCCAUAGCCCGUGGGUGUAACGUUUCCAUUACGAACUGGUGUAACGCAGUCAGCCUUUACGAACGCAGCCCUGGCGCUCAGGCAGCGGCUGGUUCACUUCGAUGACAAGGCAGCUGCCCGUUCUGCCUAAGUUUUCGGCUGUACCCCAUGUGGGUGGCUAACAUUGCAGAGAGCCCCGUUACCUUGAUUUCAGUGGAAAUGUCUUCAGGCUGGAGCUAGAGCCUGCUCGCUCGUUUGAGAAUCACAUCUAAAAUUUAAGAGCAACUUUUAAUUGCUAAUCACUCCAGCAUGCCCAGAGAGAAAAGUGUCUUCAACAAGUCUUUUACACAAUGCCUGACUGACUUUGGCUGCCAACAGUCUCUAGCUUAACACCAGGGGGGGAAAAAAAAAACAACAAAAAAACCAAAAAAAAAACCCCACAAACACCUGCCAGUAGAUUUCCAUUUGCAUUUUUAUGCAACAGAGAAAUGAAAAUUUAGCAUCCCUCAAACUUACAAUUUUUAAUACUAAACUUUUAAGCAACUUUUCUCUAGUAUUCCCCAUCAGGUCACAGCUGUAUCUUGCUUUCCACUAUUACUUAUUUUACAUAUUUCCAGACAGUUACAAAUUACUAUUUCUGUUCAGUUCACCACUUGUGACUAUAAUUAUCAAUUUUCUUGUAGUCUGUAGAGAUCUAAAAAGUUGUAUAUGUUUGUAUAUAGAACAUUCUAUAUAUAUAAAUAUAUAUAUGUAAUGUAUAUGUUGUAUAAGUUUGUUAGUGCACACUGUUAAAUGCUUUCUAUCAAGAUUUACCAUGUAUGUGGGAAAAAAAACUUCACUUAAAAACUUCAGUGAGGGAGGAAGAACUCUUGCCUGGUUGAUUUAUUGUGAAAUGAGGGGGAGUGUGGGAUUCUUGAAAGGCCUGACCUGAACACGCUACUAAAGGCUGUUAGUAAAAGGCAUAAAGACACAGAAUUCCAAGCAACGAGCACAGCAUCUGACCUGACUUGCUGUAAGAAAAUUGAGGACAUGAGCUGUCGCUGGAUGUUGAAAUCAUGUGCUUUCACCUUUCCCACUAAGACAGCGCCACCUCAAGCUAAAUCCUAAACUUAGACAUAUCUUUAACAUCGCAGUCCUCCGUUACAAUAGACCAGAUUGGCUAGAAAUAUUACCUCAAUUUCAAAUGCUUUUUGUUCGUUUGGAUUCCCUGUUCCCUCACAUUCUUCUUUACAGGAGCUCUCUUCACAGCCACAUCCAAAACCGGACACACAAAACUUCCAGCAGCACACACAUGCCUCUGGGUUUGAUGAGGUGUGUUUAAUCUUAUGCCUAGAGCUGUAGAUAGACAGAGUAUGCAGAGAAAAUACAUUAAAUUAGAUCACCUGUAUGUUUUCAGACUUUGCAAUUCUUCAAUGAAGUACAAGCUAUUUUAUUUAAAAAAAAGAAAAAUUCAAAAAUCCAUUCCUAGAGUUUUAACUUAAGCUUCAAAUGUUGAAUUAAAAGACACGAUAAAGGAAACUUUGAGAAUCAGUUUUUGGUUUGUAUAAUAGCUGUUUUCUAAAUUUUUUUUAGAGUUCAACUACUUAUGUCAAUUAGACAUUCCCUAUAUUACCAGAAUAUAGCUUGUUACACAAAUAUUUAACAGAAAUACUCCAUUUACUACACAUACUGUAUAAAAUUAUCACAUACAGAAAUUCUCUGAAACAGUUUACACAUUCCUUUUACAGAAGCCCUUUGACACCACAACGUGUGCACUGUAGUGAAGGUAUGCAUACAAAAAUACUUUUUUCAGUCUACAAUUUAAGAAGUGAGGAAAAUGUUGCAGCUUAAAUGAGAGCUGUGUUCAACCUCAGGACUCCUCCAUUUACAAACUGCCCAUAGUGGAACACAGGCAAAAAGCUGGAUUUCAGUUAAUUACAACCCUUGGAUACCCUGCCCUGCAUCCGUUUCCAUAACCUAAAGGUGAAUUCAAGCACAGUGUAUUUUGGUCCUGAAUGUUUUUUUGCCUUGGUUUGGUCUCAGUAAGAACACACUCUCUCUCAUUAAGGAACUACGUGUGGCCAUCUGUAGUCAACUCGUCAUCUUAGGUGUAUAAGCAAUAGUCACGUAAAUGAGUGUUUCCAUUCAUGUGUUUUGUUUUGUGAUUAAAUCAACAAAUCAGACAUUGUACUUUUUUAAAUAGCAACCAAUAUUCAGAUUCAAUGUCAAGGAAAUGUGGACAGAAUAUGUGUGGGGUUUGUUAAUGAGUCAUUACCUGUAUCUCAGAACAAAGGCUAAUCUGGGGUGAACCACACACGCCUGCGCUAACCAUGUCCUGUUUCCACAGGUAUCCUAAAUCGGCGUCACAAAAGGAAAACUAAGGCAUCUUUAACUGAGGCUGUUUUGAAUCCCCAGUAACAACCAAAAAAAAGAGGGAAAGAAAAUAAAGAAUUGAUAUUA
Aquila chrysaetos chrysaetos is the source of this 9469-nucleotide messenger RNA. RefSeq names its product syntaxin binding protein 5L (gene STXBP5L). Lineage: Eukaryota; Metazoa; Chordata; Aves; Accipitriformes; Accipitridae. Gene Ontology annotation, biological process: regulation of protein secretion; regulation of exocytosis. Gene Ontology annotation, cellular component: cytoplasm; plasma membrane; SNARE complex. Gene Ontology annotation, molecular function: myosin II binding; GTPase activator activity; syntaxin binding. Bases 732 to 4457 code for a protein of 1241 amino acids. The record is from RefSeq and is a predicted model, not a curated record. The transcript has 28 exons.